UCGUGUUUAAUAAUCUGGUGUUGUUUUUAUCAUUAACCCAGUGACAUGGCAAGUCCUGCUCCUGCAACCACGCAGCAGCCACUGCCACUAGAUGUUGAUGAGUUACUCAAGUACGGGACUUCUAAACCUCUACCAUUUAUAGUGACAGAUGAGAAAGGCAUGUUUUAUGUCGACCCUGAUACGGCAAAGAUCAUCGCAGCCAUCAACAAGCCGCUCGUCGUCGUUUCCAUCGUGGGCAAGUACCGAACCGGCAAAUCUUUCUUCAUGAACCGCCUGGCGGGGUCAAACACCGGUUUCUCACUGGGACGGGGUAUAGAAGCAAAAACCAAAGGCAUCUGGGUAUGGCCAAGACCCCACCCUGAUAAUGACAAGUACCUCUUGCUGCUGGACACAGAGGGACUGGGUGAUGUACAGAAGGGAGAUGAACACCAUGACAUGUGGAUUUUUGUCAUGGCUGUCCUGAUGAGCACCACGCUGGUGUGGAACAUCAUGGGGGCCCUUGAUCAUCACAGCUUAGAGCAACUCAACUUUAUAACCAACAUCACUGAGCAUGUGCAGACAAAAAAUACACAAGCAGAAAAUGAACAGGAAUUGGAAGUUCAUAACUACUUCCCAAAUUUCAUCGUGUGCUUACGGGACUUCACACUGGAACUUGAGCUAAAUGAAACGUCCUGCACAGCUGAUGAGUACAUGGAGCACUCCCUGAAACCGCCAAAAAACGAGGAACUGAGAAAGCAGCGAGAAAAGCUAUGCACCUACUUGAAGAUCCCUCUCACAUUGACCGACGCAACAGAGAGCUCCAUGAUCAAGAGUGCCUAG
This is a messenger RNA of Lethenteron reissneri (Far Eastern brook lamprey), 819 nucleotides long. Its product is annotated as guanylate-binding protein 3-like. NCBI's taxonomy places the organism in Eukaryota, Metazoa, Chordata, Hyperoartia, Petromyzontiformes, Petromyzontidae. The record is from RefSeq and is a predicted model, not a curated record. Gene Ontology annotation, molecular function: GTP binding; GTPase activity.